Messenger RNA from Anneissia japonica, 916 nucleotides. RefSeq names its product alpha-2,8-sialyltransferase 8F-like. Lineage: Eukaryota; Metazoa; Echinodermata; Crinoidea; Comatulida; Comatulidae. The transcript has 4 exons. The record is from RefSeq and is a predicted model, not a curated record. Gene Ontology annotation, biological process: oligosaccharide metabolic process; N-glycan processing. The annotation marks the transcript as partial. Gene Ontology annotation, molecular function: alpha-N-acetylneuraminate alpha-2,8-sialyltransferase activity.
GUGGAAAGUUCAACCGUUGGCUCCCUGUAAGUGUAAAGGUGUUCUGGAAAAGAAUGAUUUGUUCCCCCUUCAAAUCCAAGCCCACCAAGAAUUGGCAAAACUAAUAAAUUCAUCUAAAGAACAGAACAGAAAGCACAAAGAAACGAAAUAUAUUAUGGGUAUCUCUGAAGAAGAACAAAAUAUUAAAGACAUUGCAGAUACAUUACAGAUACCAUGGAAACUAAACAUAUCGAAUGUGUAUAAACUAAGAAACGAGAUUGCAAAGUCAGUUCAUACUGAAAUGAUUCUUAACCAAAAUGACGUCAGACUAUCUGAAACUAUAAGAUACAUGAACCAGAAUAAAACCGUAACAAUAAGUAAAAAGUUUUACAACAUGCUACCAAAGAUAUCCCCUAUCAAAGGUAAUAAUAAACGAUGUGCUAUUGUGGGAAAUGGUGGAAUCUUAAGUGGAAGUAAAUGUGGCAAUGAAAUAGACAUGGCUGAUUUUGUUAUUAGAUGCAAUGCUCCUCCAAUUAACCAUUUUCCAGAAGAUGCUGGUCUUAAAUCUAAUAUAACCACAUUUAAUCCUACGAUUCUAACACUUCGGUAUGUAUUAUGCAGAUUGAGUCUAACAUCCUUACUUAGAAAUAUCAUCCGUAGAGAAGAGAAUAUAUUACAAUUUUACAGCAUUGUAAUUACGACCGGAGCCGCCAUGUCAAUUGCGAUAUACGACAAUAACGCAAUACCAGUAAGCUUAAAAAUAUUAUCAGCAAAAAAUGAUGUAUGUGGGCUUAAGUUUCGAGUAACUCCCACUCAUAAAAAAUAUGAUUGCAGGACAUAUAGAAAAUGUGUAAAUUUUACACAUUUUCUAUAUGUCCUGCAAUCAUAUUUUUUGCGAAUGUCCCUCUUCGUCUCUAUUGCAUGUCUUGUUAAAUGA